Messenger RNA from Linum tenue, 262 nucleotides. The record is from the annotation of a GenBank genome assembly. NCBI's taxonomy places the organism in Eukaryota, Viridiplantae, Streptophyta, Magnoliopsida, Malpighiales, Linaceae.
AUAUCAAAUUCCUGUCAAAACUAGUAAUAAACUCUGGCCUAGGCAGUGUUGGUUCUCUGCUCUGUACACUAAACUCCUUUCAUGUAUGACCAAAUCUGUAAUCAUCUUUACAAACUGCAACGUAGGAGGUAAGUGUUGUCCUCCACCAGUCCAUCACUUGCCUGUUCAAUCAUAUAAGUUUCACACCUGCCACCGGAAUCAAGUCCAGAGUCCCAACCACACUCUUCAGUACUGUGGGUUUCACCAUCCCACCUUACUUUCU